AUGCUGAGAUCGUUGUUGCCUCGCUCGAAACUGGCCUCGAACGUCGUCUCUCACCAUCAUGUCGCACCAUCGACCGUCAUCCGUCGCGCCUCGUCGUGCUUGAGCCGAUCGGCGACCACUUCGCACCCGCUCCUCGUCGCGGCCACCGUCGCGAUGGGCACUUCUUCGCGCUCUUUCCACGCCGCAAGACGUGCGUUCACUCGUACUGCACAUCCUCGUGAUCUCGGCUCUCUGCGCUAACAAGCGGAUCUGAUCCUCACAGCAACCUCGCAUGGAGGAAAGGGCCGACCCAAGGAUGGGCAAGGGCAAGUCACACCAUGCUCGUCCGCUUCAUGCAUUGUGUUUUCCUGCCCGGAAACUUACGUUGUCUUCUCAUCGCCACGACCGCAGCAUCACGUUGCACUUCAAGAAGCCCAACGGAGAGAUCGAGACCGUGCAAGCCAAUGAGGGCGACGACAUUGUCGACAUAUCGUGGGAAUACGAUCUCGACAUCGAAGGUACAUUCUGAGCGCGCAUGUACGCAUCACGCUACACUAUAGGAUGGCUGACCCCAUUCUCACCCGUCCGUCUUCCCCACAAAAUUUGUUCACCGACUCCCUCGCGAAUCAACCUCAUGGCACUGACAGCUGCCUGCGAGAAAUCGGUUGCCUGUUCGACAUGUCACGUCAUACUCGAGGACGACGUCUACGACAAGCUCGAGGAGCCCUCUGACGACGAGGUACGCCUGCGAACGCUUCUUCUGUCUAUGCAGGAACCAACGUGCUGACCACAUGCGUUCGAUCAUUUCCGGCGAACAGAAUGACAUGCUGGAUCUCGCUUUCGGCCUGACAGAUACGUACGUUGCUUACAAGCCGACAGGGCAGACUUCGCGGUGCCCGAGGAUCCAGCUUGGCAUCUGACCUAGCCUUCUUCUAUUCGGUUCUCUCACAGAUCACGCCUGGGAUGUCAGAUCAAAGUGACCAAGGACUUUGACGGCACAACCAUCACGUUGCCGAGCGCAACGAGGAAUCUCCGAGUCGAUGGUCAGUCCCUGAACGCCUGCCCCAUUCUAAACCAUCUCCAGAAAGCUGAUCAUAUGGUGCAUCCACAGGCUCCAAACCGACACCUCAUUGAUCCAGCGCCUACUGCUCUGUUGUAGAAUCAAGAACAAAACGGAAACGGUCGAAUGGUUCCCCGCUACAGGAUCACGCGUUGCAUUUGCUAUUCGAUCGAGACAUCUGCUUUGCAUAACGACAGUCCCUAUUGCUUGUCUUCAAAGUCUUUUUCGCACUCCUCAAUGCUCCACUUUGCGAUCGGCAUGACUUCCAACGGAUCGAGUCGGCCACGCCGUAAGCGGGACAAGCCAACGUUAGCGAUCAUGGCCGCGUUGUCUAGAGUGUGAAGCCAACGACACCGCAGUAGGGUUUUUUCGGGUUUCAUCAGCGUCUGAAGCAGAAAAACAAGGUUCAUGGCAUCGAGUCCGGACUGACCCGUGCAUAAGCUAGGGGGCGGAAAGACGAGUUCGAUAUCUUGGCGAUCCAAAUCGUCCAGUCUCUCUCGCAACCUGUCAAGAUCCCAAGAAAAGACUUAUCAGCACACAGACUGCACAACAUCUUCUGUGCGCAGUUGACUGACUUUGUCCGGAGAUACGAAUUACUCGCGACUCCGCCGCUCACGACCAAGUGCUUCACGUCGCGCAUCCCCCGGGGCUCUUGCAUGCCCAAAGCCAAGGCGACCUUGUCUUCGACUUGUUUGACCGUGGCUUGCAUGAACGACCUGGCCAAGAGCCUCUUCCUCCCUUCUUCCAUACCCGGAUCCUCGGCGAUGAUGCGAUCCAGUUGCGAGCGAGCACCGGAGAAGGAGAAGGCCAGUUGGCGGGGAAAAGGCUGCGAGAAAUGA
Molecule: messenger RNA, 1878 nt
Organism: Microbotryum saponariae
Lineage: Eukaryota; Fungi; Basidiomycota; Microbotryomycetes; Microbotryales; Microbotryaceae
Source: the annotation of a GenBank genome assembly